GUUGUGCUGUGUCAGAAAUCGUUUGCGUGUCCCACGUCUCGGCCUGCAGCUCCGUUCAUCAGAUCGCUGCUCCGCUAGAGAGAGAGAGGUCGUCUCCUCUUGGCUCUGGAACUCUUCUUUAAAUAAAGUCACCUCUUCUUGCUCAUACGGCGUAUUCGGGGACGUGAUCUUGGUCACAGGAUAGAUAGUAGAGAGAGAGAGAGAGAGGGAGGGGGUAGUUAUCCCAGUCUCGGUCGUAUCACGGGGAUAAGAGUUUGGUAUUUAUUCCCGCCUCUAUUCUCGGCUCGUUGUCCCGUCGAAUAGGGGAUCCGGCUGCGGUUCUUUUUCCGUCGCUGUCCUCUCUGGUGAGCUGAUUUAUGACGGGGAAAGCGAAAGAUCGAGCGCGUUUUGGUUCGGGUCUUUGGAAAGGAGGCUCCUUUUUGUUUCGUUCCGGUUCCGGGGACUGGAGAUUGGGAGUUUUCGUCCGGAGAGCGGAUAAAGAGUGAUGCACUUUAAAGACAGCACCAAAUGGCUUCACUGGUCCCCGGAGUCCUCCUCAAGCUCCUUCAGCACAUGAAUACAGAUGUCAAGGUUGCUGGUGAGCACCGCUCAUCUCUCCUACAAGUUGUCAGCAUUGUUCCUGCCCUUGCUGGCAGUGACCUCUUCUCAAACCGAGGCUUCUACCUUAAGGUCUCUGAUUCUUCCCAUGCUACCUAUGUAUCCCUACCUGAUGAGCAUGAUGACCUCAUUUUAAGUGAUAAGAUCCAAUUGGGACAGUUUAUUUACGUUGACCGCCUUGAAGCAGCCUUGCCUGUACCUAUCCUUAAGGGUGUAAGGCCAGUCCCUGGUCGCCAUCCCUGUGUUGGGAACCCUGAAGAUAUUGUGGCCACUAGUUCCUUAGGUUUCCUUAAUACUGAAAAACCUCGGCUGUCUAAUGGCACAAAGAAUGAUGCGAACCUGUCUGUAGAAAAAGAGAAGAACAGGAUGGGGAAACAGAACGGAGCUAUUAGAACUGAGGAUGUUGAAAAGAAAAAGGCAUUACUCAGUAAGUCAAGCUCUUUGCUCUUGAAGCAAUCAGUGAAUGGCAAAGUGGAGAAAAAGGAAGCUAUUGGCAUGAGGUCUAGAUCAAUGAACUUAAGGUCAAUACCUUCAUCUCCAACAAGUGUUUAUUCAUUGCCUGCAUCGUUUGAGAAGUUUUCCAAUGAUGUUAAGCAGCAAGCAAAAAUCAAAGGGCUAGAAAAGCCAGCAUCUUCAAGAUUGAGUUUGUCGGAGAGGGGAACUUCUAUUUUGAAGGUGACGACAGCUAGCAGGAAGCUAGCUGCUGGAAAUUCAACAGGGAAUUUGGUGCCACACCUUGAAUCAAGUUCCAGGGCUUUGAGAAGGAGCUGGGAAGGAAGUAUGGAGACAAAAGGGAGGGACUGUUCUAACUCAAAGGCAGGCAAACUCAAGACGAAAACUAAGGCUCAAAGCACUUCUAAAAAAAUGCCAUCAAAUGAUAAGUCUUUAGCUAAGGAGGACAAUAAAGUUCAAAUUCCUGUGAAGAAGGGCACUGCAAAUGCAGCUUCAGAUGAUUUGGAUAAGUCAAAUAAACAACGGUCUUGUAUCAUAAAGAAGACACCAGAAGCCCCUAACUUUCUUAAUCUUGCUAACCUGGUCAAGUUUGUUCCAAAUAGCAAAAGAUGGACAGAUGGUAGUGUUUCUUGGGCAUCACUUCCAUCAUCUCUCACAAAACUUGGAAAGGAGGUUUUGAAGUAUAGGGAUGCCGCACAACUAGCUGCUGUUGAGGCCAUGCAAGAAGCCUCUGCUGCAGAGAGCUUGAUUCGAUGCUUAAGUAUGUACGCGGAGCUAGCUUCCACAGCCAAGGAGGAUAACCCCCAGCCGGCGGUGGAGCAAUUCCUAGCCUUCCAGGCCUCCCUCUCGCGCGCCUCCCUCGUCGCCGACUCCCUUGUCAAGAUCGCGGUAACCUCACCCGACCGGUCCCCUGGCGGUGACCCCAUCCCUGUGGAAGCCCUCAAGAUCUCCGCCGACAAGCGCCGCCGCGCCUCCUCGUGGGUCCAUGCCGCCCUCGCCACCGACCUCUCUCCCUUCUCCCUCUAUCACCACAAGACCCACCCUCCGCCGCUCCCUGCCACCGCCUCCGCCGCCGCCACUGUGGCGGUGGUUCUCGAUGGCCCAUCCAAGGCGGCGGUGGCUUCGUCGAAGGCCAACUCUCGGCAGUCUCCGGCAGCGUCGCCGGCGGGUUCCGGUUCGGCGAAGCCGUCGCCGGCGGCGACAUCGCGGGGGAAGGCGCGGGGGGUGGCGGCGCCGCCGUCCCCGCCGACGGAGUGGGCCCGCGGGGGAGGAUUGGAGGAGGGGGCGGAGCUGGCGCGGGCGCUGAGGGAGGACGCGAGAGGCUGGUUCCUGGGAUUCGCCGAGCGGUUUCUGGAUGCGGACGUGGUGGCACCGGGGCCAUCGGAUCGGGAGCAGGUGGCCGGGAUGCUGUCGCAGCUGAAGAGGGUGAACGAUUGGUUGGACGGGAUCGGGCGGCGGGGGGGAGGGGAGGAGGCGGAGGCGGAAGCAACGGCGGGGGAGGGUGAGGACGGCUGCGGGAAAGGGGAAGGCGUGCCGACGGAGACGAUCGAACGGCUGAGGAAGAAGAUCUACGAGUACCUUCUCACCCACGUCGAGUCCGCCGCCGUCGCGCUUGGCGGCGGGAGCCCGGCAGCGGCGGCGGCGGCCGCAGGAGGCGGAGAGCGUCCCGGUCGUAAGGGUUGAUCGAAUCUUCUGCGCGAAUCUCGAUUCGACGUGAAAGUGUUCCUUGCCGUUGGAUUCGUGGCCCCGUGAUGGGCAGCGGGAUUUAGCAAAGGGUUUACGUGCCGGGAUCCUAGGGCGCACCGAUCCUGUGAUUAUGUUUGGUGGUCCGUAUCUCAUCAGUUCGCCAGGUCAUGGGAGGAAGGGAGCACCAGAAGGUAGCAAUGGGUGUGUAUAGAUUUCUUUUUCCAAAUAUAUGAAAAAGGAAAUUUUGGUGUUUGUCAUUUUCUGCGGCAGAAAUUUGCAAAAAGGACUUGAUACUUUUUUUUUCUUCUUAUGUUUCUAGCCUUAAUUAUUGCUGGAGUUGUAUUUAUAUGUGCGGAAAAAUUGAAGAGAGGUGCAUUGGCUUGGUUGGCUUCUGGGUAUUUAAUUUCUUUUUUGAAACAUUCAGUUUGAAUUAUAUUGGUAGAUUCUUCGGAUAAGUUGUUGAAAGGAAAAGAAAAAAAAAUGAUAUAGUUAUCCAAUUCAA
Elaeis guineensis (African oil palm) is the source of this 3238-nucleotide messenger RNA. RefSeq lists its product as uncharacterized. The record is from RefSeq and is a predicted model, not a curated record. NCBI's taxonomy places the organism in Eukaryota, Viridiplantae, Streptophyta, Magnoliopsida, Arecales, Arecaceae.